UUCGCUUCUGAUUUACGGAGUAUAUGAUCUCUCUGAGGUUCCUAUCGUUUUCUGGGUACCAAUCUCGUUGAACUGAGUUGUAUCUGUAAUCUGUGAAUCCAUUCAUGGAUGGGAAUUAUUGGAGAAUGGCCCAAGCUCAGGGUCAGGCGCCGGCUGGCGAUGCCACCGCCCCGGCACCGGUGGCGGCAAACGGAGCUGUCGAGACUGGCGAUUGGCGGGCUCAGCUACAACCAGAAUCGCGUGAGAUGAUUGUCAACAAGAUAAUGGAGACUUUAAAAAGGCAUAUUCCCUUCGCUGGACCAGAAGGGCUUUAUGAGCUUUGGAAAAUUGCAGUAAGGUUUGAGGAAAAGAUUUAUGCUGCUGCUGUAAGUGAGUCAGAUUAUCUGAGGAAGGUAUCUUUAAAGAUGUUGUCUAUGGAGAUGACAAAAUCAGCAACUCCCAUGGCCAAUUCUGUGCAGUCUAACAAUACAACUAGUGCUCAGAAUCCCCAACUUCCAGGGACACACAAUGUAAUGCAAAACUCAAUGGCAAACACCAUGGGCCAAGGGAUGGGUUCCAAUAUGGUAUCUAAUUCUCAGAGACAGGUGCAUUUACACAAUCAAAUAAUGCAAUCUCAUAUGCAGCAACAACAGGAGCGGCAGCAACAGCAAAACUUACUACAACAGAAUCAGAUCCAAUCAUCUCAGCAAGCAGUCAUGCAGCCUUCUCUUGAGCAGAACCAACUCCAUCUGUACUUCAGCAACCAACUCAAUCUGUCCUCAGGCAACAACGAACUCAACAGGCUCCAAUGAUUCAUCAACAGCAAGGAUCCAACAGAACCAGUUGAUAGACCAAUAGAAGAACUUAGGAUGUGAUUGGUUGACAGGUUUAGCUAUCAGGAAUAAGUAUCAAAGUCAUUAUUAUAGUUUGGUUGACAGAUUUUUAAAAUACUGCUAUGGGUUUUUAUUACUCUCUUAAUUGAAAAAAUCAUUCCCUAAUAAAAUAAGGGUUUCAUUCCA
This is a messenger RNA of Ipomoea triloba (trilobed morning glory), 998 nucleotides long. Its product is annotated as mediator of RNA polymerase II transcription subunit 15a-like. The record is from RefSeq and is a predicted model, not a curated record. Bases 105 to 791 code for a protein of 228 amino acids. NCBI's taxonomy places the organism in Eukaryota, Viridiplantae, Streptophyta, Magnoliopsida, Solanales, Convolvulaceae. Gene Ontology annotation, biological process: regulation of DNA-templated transcription. Gene Ontology annotation, molecular function: transcription coactivator activity; chromatin DNA binding. The transcript is spliced from 4 exons.